Messenger RNA from Cotesia congregata, 1671 nucleotides. The record is from the annotation of a GenBank genome assembly. Lineage: Eukaryota; Metazoa; Arthropoda; Insecta; Hymenoptera; Braconidae.
AUGCCGGAACAAGACCUUGCACAGUUGUCCAUAGGCAGCAUUUAUACAUCGGAAAAAAAUGGCUCUGAUGAAACCGGUGACGGGAGUGAAGCCAAACCCUUCAAGACAAUUCUCCAGGCGAUGAGACACGCCGGUAAGGAACCCUUCCCAACGAUCUACCAAGACUCAAAAGACGAGGGCCAGAAGUACGAGCCAGCUGCCAAGUCCCAGCUCAAGAAGAUCCAGAAGAUCUGGGUGAGAGAACAGUAUAAGAACGAGGACAAGCAGAAAAAAUUGACCGAAGAUGACGAGAAGCGUACGAAAAAUCUAGAUGAUGCCAAAUCUAUAGUCAUUGAAGAAGACAAAUCAUUGCCUGCUGCUAUUGGAAUUAAAAUCAAAGACGCUGUUGAACAUCGGGAUAAACGCGUCAAACUUUUCGGUUGGGUACAUCGCCUGAGACGUCAAGGUAAAUCUCUUAUGUUCAUUACACUGCGUGAUGGUACUGGUUUUUUGCAGUGUGUACUCAAUGAUAAAUUGUGUCAAAUUUAUGAUGCCUUACUACUCAACACUGAGGCUUCUGUUGAAUUGUUUGGAAUCUUGAAAAAACUUCCUGAAGGCAAAACUGCACCUGGAGGACAUGAAUUGGCUGUUGAUUAUUGGAGAGUAAUUGGUCACUCCCCACCGGGUGGAGCUGACUCUAUUCUCAAUGAAGAAGCUCACCCAGAUGUUCAAUUGGACAACAGACAUAUUAUGAUCCGUGGUGAAAAUACUUCACAAGUACUGAAAAUGAGGUCGGUAUUGCUUAAAGCAUUCAGAGAUCAUUAUUCAGAUCGGGGUUACAAUGAAGUAACACCACCUACUCUUGUACAAACUCAAGUCGAGGGUGGAUCGACUUUGUUCAAGCUCAACUACUUUGGAGAGGAAGCAUUUUUAACCCAGAGUUCUCAAUUAUACUUGGAGACUUGUAUUCCAUCGAUGGGUGAUGUCUACUGUAUCGCUCAGUCUUACCGAGCUGAACAAUCGCGAACCCGUCGUCAUUUAGCUGAGUACACUCACGUCGAAGCUGAAUGUCCCUUCAUAACAUUCGACAAUUUAUUGGACCGCUUGGAAGAUCUGAUCUGUGAUGUUGUUGAUCGGGUUUUAAAAUCCCCUCUCGGGCACAUUGUUCACGAACUGAACCCUGGUUUCCAAAAACCCCAAAAACCCUUCAGAAGAAUGAACUAUUCUCAAGCUAUUGAGUACUUACGCGAGAACAACAUCACUAAAGAGGAUGGUACUUUCUACGAAUUUGGAGAGGAUAUUCCAGAAAUGCCAGAAAGAAAAAUGACUGAUAAAAUCAAUGAACCGAUAAUGCUCUGCCGCUUCCCAGCAAAUAUUAAAUCAUUCUACAUGUCCAAGUGUGCUGAAGAUCAGCGUUUGACUGAAUCUGUUGAUGUUUUGCUGCCUAGUGUCGGUGAAAUUGUUGGAGGAUCGAUGCGUAUCUGGGAUUUCGAUGAGUUAUUGGAAGGAUACAAGCGCGAGGGAAUCGACCCAACUGCUUACUACUGGUACACUGACCAGAGAAAGUAUGGAACAUCUCCUCACGGUGGAUACGGACUUGGUCUCGAGAGAUUUUUGUGCUGGUUAUUGAACAGAUAUCACAUUCGUGAAACCUGCCUGUACCCACGUUUCUUGGAACGCUGCAAACCUUAA